Molecule: messenger RNA, 679 nt
Organism: Penaeus indicus
Lineage: Eukaryota; Metazoa; Arthropoda; Malacostraca; Decapoda; Penaeidae
Product: WD repeat domain phosphoinositide-interacting protein 4-like
Exons: 4
Coding region: 1-555 (184 amino acids)
Biological process (GO): autophagy of mitochondrion; protein localization to phagophore assembly site; nucleophagy
Cellular component (GO): cytosol; phagophore assembly site membrane; extrinsic component of membrane
Molecular function (GO): phosphatidylinositol-3,5-bisphosphate binding; protein binding; phosphatidylinositol-3-phosphate binding
Source: RefSeq, a predicted model, not a curated record
AUGCAACUCUUCCAGGACCUCCUCACAACAGAGUCAACCGUGUCCCAAGCACCUCUCACAGUACAGGCCCACAAGAGUGAGUUAGCAUGCCUCAGUGUGAACAGAGAAGGGACCCUGCUUGCCACAGCGUCACACAAGGGCACGCUUAUUAGGGUGUGGGACACUGCCAGGCGUGUUUUACUGGCAGAAUUACGGAGGGGUUCAGAUCCUGCAACAUUAUAUUGCAUUAACUUUAGUGGUGAUAGUGAAUUUUUGUGCUGCUCCAGUGACAAGGGAACAAUCCACAUAUUCGCACUCAAGGACACAAAGCUGAACCGCCGUUCAACAUUUUCACGAAUGGGGUUCCUCGGCGGGUAUAUGGAAUCCCAGUGGGCACUUGCAAAUUUCACCGUCCCUCCUGAGUGUGCCUGUGUCUGUGCCUUUGGGACUAGCUCCACUGUUUAUGCAAUAUGCGUGGAUGGAACAUUUCACAAGUACGUGUUCAAGGCAGAUGGAUGCUGUAACCGAGAGUCAUUUGAUGUCUACUUAGACCUUGUUGCCGAUGAUGAGUUUUAAAAAGUAGGCAGAACUGGGCUUCUGUAUCACAUUAUCAGUGGUAUUGCUGAAAUCACUUGCUGAGUUUCCCCAUUAUGCUUUAUCUGAUCUUUUGUUAAUUAAAGAGGAAUACUUUCUUUUAUAG